AUGAGUUAUAAAUUAAUAGUUUCCAAGCGAUUACUAUCAACUUCAAUUGGGAGAUUAAAUACAUCAUCUUCAACCUCGUCAAAUGUUAUAUUAGGGAAGAUUUCUGAAUUUGAUUCAUCGAAAUUUAAUUUCAAUAUUAUCGCCAAUGAUCCACCCUCCAUUAAUGACAUUAAUGCUGAUCCUAUUCAAUUAGCUUUAAAUUCAUCCCCUAUAAAUACUUGGACUAAAGAUCAAAUUAAACAAAUCUAUGAUACUCCCUUAUAUGAUUUAAUUCAUUUUUCUCAAUUACAACAUCGUAAACAUCAUAAUCCAGGUGAAGUUCAAUUAUGUACCUUAUUAAAUAUUAAAGAAGGGGGAUGUACUGAAGAUUGUAAAUAUUGUUCCCAAUCAUCCAAGAACCCUACUGGUUUAAAAGCAUCCAAAUUAUUACAAGUAGAUCAAGUUAUGGAAAAAGCUCGACAAGCUGCUGCUAAUGGAAGUACCAGAUUUUGUAUGGGGGCUGCAUGGAGAGAUAUGGCAGGAAGAAAAUCAAAUUUAAAAAGAAUUGGAGAAAUGAUAUCUACUAUAAAUAAUGAAUUAGGAAUGGAAACUUGUGUGACAUUAGGUAUGAUUAAUGCUGAUCAAGCUAAAAUCUUAAAGGAUGCUGGUUUAACUGCUUAUAAUCAUAAUAUCGAUACAUCUCGAGAAUAUUAUCCUAAUAUCAUAUCUACUCGAAAAUUUGAUGAAAGAUUACAAACGAUUCAAAAUGUUCAAGAUGCGGAUAUUAAAGUAUGUACAGGUGGGAUCUUAGGAAUGGGGGAAACUUCUGAAGAUCAUAUUUCAUUCUUAUAUACCUUAUCCAACAUGCCCAAGCAUCCUGAAUCCUUACCCAUUAAUAAAUUAGUAUCUAUAAAGGGGACCCCCUUACAUGAUGAAUUAUUAGAAAUCCCUAAGGAUUCAGAACGUCAUUUAAAAUUCGAACAAGUUUUAAAAACAAUCGCUACUGCCAGAAUAAUCAUGCCGAAAUCAAUCAUAAGAUUAGCUGCAGGGAGAUAUACCAUGAAAGAAUAUGAACAAUUCAUAUGUUUCUUGGCGGGUUGUAAUGCGAUUUUCACGGGGGAAAGAAUGUUAACUACAAUGUGUAAUGGUUGGGAUGAAGAUAUUCAAAUGUUAAAGAAUUGGGGUUUAGUUCCAAUGAAAAGUUUCUCAAAGUAA
Scheffersomyces coipomensis is the source of this 1194-nucleotide messenger RNA. RefSeq names its product biotin synthase (gene BIO2). Gene Ontology annotation, biological process: biotin biosynthetic process. Gene Ontology annotation, cellular component: mitochondrion. The record is from RefSeq and is a predicted model, not a curated record. Gene Ontology annotation, molecular function: biotin synthase activity; 2 iron, 2 sulfur cluster binding. The transcript has a single exon. Bases 1 to 1194 code for a protein of 397 amino acids. NCBI's taxonomy places the organism in Eukaryota, Fungi, Ascomycota, Pichiomycetes, Serinales, Debaryomycetaceae.